GGCAGGCCCAUGAAUGUGUAGAUCUGGCAGUGAAUGCCUUGACACGUACGAUGAAAGCAAGCGAAAGCAAGCAUGUUUGUGUGUUCCGGUGUGUACACGUGAUCCUGACAGAGAUAAAACACCGUGGUGUGAGAGACAGCACAAGAGCAGCGACGGCAUGCAGGCAGGCAGGCAGAAGAACUACCCAUGAACUGCAAGGCGUGCAGGCAGGCAGGCAUCUCAGCUCAUGCGACAGACGCACAUUGUCAGGCAGAAAGGGGCCACACACCGCAACGCACCAACCAAUAGUGCCUACCGAGUACCGCAGGUCGCAGGCCUACAUCGCAUAUAUCCGAUAGUGUAGAGCUCUAAAAUUGCUUCUUUGUACAUGGCAAUCUACACGUCCGUCCACCGUCUGUACGUACGUGGGUAUGCAUGCACAGCCAGGUAAGGUAAGCACAUGUAUGUAUGUAUGUAUAAGUACUUACGUACGUGAGACACCGCAACGCCCACUUACAAACAGAUGAUAGAUAGUUCUAUCCAGUUAGAAUAUCAAAAUUAGUAUCAGGCAGAAAACAGAUCCCACAACUCACUCAGGGAUUACGAAUGCUCAUCGCCCCCUGUCCGUCUGUCUAUUUGUCUCCUCCCUGCCCCUCUGACUUCCAAAAUGUGGGAUCGGUCAUCUGCUGAUAGUACCUGGGGCCUCUCGGCCCAGGCACAGGAAGUGAGCUAGCCCGACCUGGCGGCUGAGGCCGCACUGGCACCUGCCGGGCUUCGGCGGAAGUCGUGUCGAAGAAGCCCACGGCACCGAUUGGGGCAGCCUGCUGCUGCACAGGAGUGGGGGCGGGAGAUGGGGUGGUGGACGAUGAGGCCGCGAUGCCGCUGCCCUCCGUUGCAGAUGACGCCACAGAGCCCUGGGUGGUCAGCUCUGGCCUGGUGUCUGAUGGUGGCCGCGGCGGGUGCGAGACUGAGGGUGCAGCCUGGGGUAUGGGCGGAGACGACUUGUCGGUCGAUGCGCCGCUGGACGAGGGCGACUCGACGGACACCCUCCGGGGGACAGAUGAAGACGGCGGGGCGGAUGAGGAGCUCGGCGCGUCUGGAUCGCCCGACAUGGCCGCAAGCUGAGGGCGCAAGCUCUCCAUGACCUCGAGAGCCCUGUCAGACAUGGGCGGACACACGGACAGAAUGGCGAAUGGACUUCUGUGUGUCUUGUUCGCACGCACGUACCUGCGGCUGGCUUCUUCCUUGGCCUGCAUCUUGUUGGGCUGCCAGGUGCCAGAGGUGGGCGGCAGGGAGGGCAUGGGGGGGAAUGACACGGUCGCCUUGAACUGGGGGUGCCGCUGAUUCUCGUUGUCGAUGAUCUCGAACUGCAUCGGACGCUCCUUUUUGCGAAGCCUGACAGACAGACAUGCAUCCACAACAAAUAUGAUGCUCUCCUUGGUCAUUGCUGUCUUGGUCGUGUCGUGUGGUGCAGCGGACCGGCAGACGUUGAGCAGGAAGACAUUCAGCCUAGCCACGUAGCCAGACAGCGGCCUUGGCCCUCGCCCCUCCUCCCUGGCUCUUUCCCCUUCUCCGCCGCUCCCCUCGGACCCCUUCCCCUCUUCAGCCUCCCCUUCUAUCGCUUCGGCGGUCACGCCGGGCACAAAAGGGUGCGGCGGGAUGACCACAUGCACAUCGCGAGAGGAAGGGCUACGGGGAGACGACGGCGGCGGCUCCACCACCGCAGUCAAAGGACGCCUCGGAGAUACCACCCUCAGUGGAGACUCCUCGAGAAUCGGUGGGAUGGGGAUGGGCGGCUGUGGGGCCAUGGGUGGUCUGAAUGCCAAAGGGGAGGGCGUAGGCAGCGGUCGCGGUGGCGUCUGAGGUUCCACAAACAGCCGGGAUGAGGGCGGCAGGCGAGAGGCCAGGGGCGGGGGAGGGGGUCUCUGGACCGCAGGAGGGGGCGGGGACAGCACUGGGGACUCAGCCACUACUGGUGGUCUUGCCGGUGGCUCGACCAGCGGCGGCCGUGCGGCCGGUGGAGCUGUAGUGGGGGACACAUCUCUGGACGCCUCCCUUUCUUCUGCCUGCGCCUGCCUCUCCUGGAGUGCGGAUGUCUGCUCCCGCAGCAUAUCCCUCUCAGCAGCCAGGCGCGGCAGCAAGGCGUCCAAAUCAGUUGUCCUGCACACCACAUUAAUGACAUUCAACCAAUACAAACAAGAUUGAUUGAGAUAAGAGAGAGAAAUGCAUUCAGCCGUGCCGUGCCCUGUGUGGUCUUUUGUCCUCCCACGCCCACCUCUGCUGCAGCGCGACAUUGUGUGUCUCGAGAUCCUGUCUGUACCUCUGCGCCUCUUCGGUCUGCUGCUCGAGUGUGGCCCUGUGUACGGCCCACGACUGCUCGGCCAUGCGCAGGUUGAAGUUGGCCGUGAGGAGGGACGUGAACUGCCGUGUGGUCCGCGCCUUAAGGUCAGACAGGUAGCGAUUCUCGCGCUGCAGAGCUGACAUCUCGUCCUGCUGCGCCUGGAUGCUGACCACACAUUUAAAGCAUCCAUCCAAUCAUGGCUAUCCAUCGGUCGGUGAAAGAUAAGCAAUGUCAGUCAGCUCAUUUUCUUACCACUGCCGCAGCCUCUGCUGUUCGGCGAAGAGGGUCUCCACUUGCUGCCGCUCGUCUUCGGACAUGGCUGCCGACGGCGUGCCCUCCUCCCCCCGGGCCUCCCUCUCGGCGCGCAUCUCGAGCAACAUCUGGUUCUCCCUUCUCGCUGCCUCCAACUCCCUCUGCCGGCUGGCGUGGCUGUUGUGCAGCGCCUGCAAGUCGUUUGUCAGUGACGACGCCUCCCAACGGGCGGCUUCCAGCCUAACACAACUCACACAGCACAACGACGUCAAUAGAGUCAGUCUGCAGGCGACUGAGUGCCGUGCUCUCACCUCCCUCUCCAGUUGGCGGCUUCUGCACGGGUGGGCUGUGCCGCUGCUGCUGCAGGAGGAAGGGGCAUCUGAGCAGGCGCCUCGCCUCUCCACAGGGGAGGGCUUCGUGAGGCGGUGGCAGUCCGCCCUCGAGCUGCCACUGGGAAGGGGGCUGAGGGGGGGUGGGAAAUGGGAGUCUCGGCCGAAGCGGUGCCUUCCGGCGGGGUCUGAGCCUGGCCUUCGGGCGGCUGCGCAGGAGGCUCCAUCCACCUCAGAGAUCCACUUACACAAAACCCUUGGCACCGAUACGCAAGUACGCAAG
Vitrella brassicaformis is the source of this 3184-nucleotide messenger RNA. NCBI's taxonomy places the organism in Eukaryota, Vitrellaceae. The record is from the annotation of a GenBank genome assembly.